UUUUCAGUUGGCGAAAGGCUCGGAAGGAAGAAGUCCAUCAUCCUCAGCUCAUCGUUCAUAGCAAUAGGGCCAGCAGCACAGAUUUAUUUAUGCGGCGUUCUACAUGUGAUUCUCGGAUAUAUCAGGGUACAGUUAGAAACACAUGAAGUUUCAGGGUUCUUCCAUUCAUACUCAUGUAUAAUUGGCAACGACAUUGACACUGCAAGUGCCCCGGUUUGGCAAAUGGAAACAUUAUACGCACAAUGGCGUGGAAAGCUCGUCAUGAUUGAGGUGAUGAUGAAUAUCUUCCAAUUCAUGCUCGUCAACUGA
This is a messenger RNA of Pseudomassariella vexata, 309 nucleotides long. RefSeq lists its product as uncharacterized. The annotation marks the transcript as partial. Lineage: Eukaryota; Fungi; Ascomycota; Sordariomycetes; Amphisphaeriales; Pseudomassariaceae. The record is from RefSeq and is a predicted model, not a curated record. The transcript has a single exon.